This is a messenger RNA of Kluyveromyces lactis, 570 nucleotides long. It is a transcript of the gene MGT1, whose product is annotated as methylated-DNA--protein-cysteine methyltransferase. The transcript has a single exon. Gene Ontology annotation, biological process: DNA repair. Bases 1 to 570 code for a protein of 189 amino acids. Gene Ontology annotation, molecular function: methylated-DNA-[protein]-cysteine S-methyltransferase activity. NCBI's taxonomy places the organism in Eukaryota, Fungi, Ascomycota, Saccharomycetes, Saccharomycetales, Saccharomycetaceae. The record is from RefSeq and is a predicted model, not a curated record.
AUGUCCCAUUUAUUAGUGUACGAUUUCAUGGAGCACGAUCUAGCAAAUGUGCUGAUCGUGGUCAAACCUUCGACCAAAAGUCUUGUAUUCGUUUCGCUGUCAGGAACGAAACCAAAACUAUUAGGCGAUGCUAAGAAAUUUGUAUCCAAAGUGAACUCCUUGUCAAAGAAUAAAGGAUCUAUUUAUACCUUAAAGAAUAAAUCCAUCUUAAAAUCAGACGAUGUGGCAUGGUUAGAACAGUUGAGCUUUGAUUUUUUACAGAUACUGGCUGGUGGUAUUGACUCUCAAACGAACAUCAAAUGUGAGUAUCUCCUUGGAACAGAAUUUCAAAAAAAGGUUUGGGAGACUACAAAGACUAUCAAGGCCGGUGCUACGAUUUCUUAUCAGCAAUUAGCCGUUCUGCUAGGGAAUCCAAAAGCUGUGAGAGCCAUUGGUUCUGCUCUAGCGAAAAACAACAUUGCUGUCGUGAUUCCGUGCCAUAGAAUCAUCGGUUCUAAGGGUAAACUGACAGGAUUCAGAUGGGGAAUUGAACUAAAAGAAUCACUACUAAGGCAGGAACAAGCAAUUUAG